Molecule: messenger RNA, 984 nt
Organism: Drosophila subpulchrella
Lineage: Eukaryota; Metazoa; Arthropoda; Insecta; Diptera; Drosophilidae
Product: probable chitinase 10
Exons: 2
Coding region: 1-984 (327 amino acids)
Cellular component (GO): extracellular region
Molecular function (GO): chitin binding
Source: RefSeq, a predicted model, not a curated record
AUGCAAUGCUCUUGGGCAUUUGUCUUGGUACUGAGCAUCUGCGUCCAUUUGGGAGCAGGUCACGCAGUGGAUAGGAGUUGGGAACUACCCAAAGUUCGUAUAACUUUGGGUGACCUCAGCCAUAUCUGCUUGGAUCGUCAGGAGGGCGAUUUGGUGCCCCAUCCGCUGGAUUGCAAUGGAUACUUUUCCUGCGCACGCAUUCCCACCCUCCAUUAUUGCGAUCAGGACCUAUAUUUCGAUGGUAAUCGUGGGAUCUGCGAUUUGCCAGAGAGUACCAACUGUCGGCAAAGUGAUUUGCCCGCAUCCCCUGUAGAAACCCAAGCUAGCCCCGUGGAUAACUCCGAGCUUAUGUGGUGGCCAGAUAAACCAAGGCCAAUCUUCGUGGCCGUCGAUGUGGCCAGUGGUCUGCCGGUCAAUCCCAUGGAGAAGUACGAUCCGGAGCGUAUCGAGUGCCGCCAUUAUGGAGCCUAUUUCCUGCCGCAUCCCAGAAAUUGUGGAUUGUACUUCAUCUGUGCCUACGGCCAUCUGCACCGUCAUCAGUGUGGGCGUGGCACCUCGUGGAAUUUCGAAAAGUCCGAGUGUCAGUUGAGCGAUCAGGCAGUUUGCUAUGGAGAGAGCAGGGUUUCAGAACCAGUUACUAAUGUGGAUAUGGUCGUGGAAGACACCACGCCGAGCAGUGGGGCGCCAAUAACAGUGUGCUAUAUAGUCGGAUCGAGUGAGUUCAGCACGAUCCAGCAACUCCUCACCACUGAGUUGGUUCCUGCAACACUGCCCACUCCACCUUCCCCACCUCGAACUGAGUUCACCGCUCUGACUUGUCCUUCCGCCAAGCAGAGCUAUAUGUCCCAUCCGGAGGAUUGCAGCAAGUACUACAUCUGCAUCGGUGGGAUGCCCGUGGUCACAUCCUGUCCAAAGGGCCUCUUCUGGGAUCAGAAGUUGGGCUACUGCGAUAUGGAAAAGAAUGUCAGGUGUUUCCAGAAGUGA